This is a messenger RNA of Catharus ustulatus (Swainson's thrush), 1096 nucleotides long. Its product is annotated as C-type lectin domain family 2 member H-like. The transcript is spliced from 6 exons. NCBI's taxonomy places the organism in Eukaryota, Metazoa, Chordata, Aves, Passeriformes, Turdidae. Bases 1 to 765 code for a protein of 254 amino acids. The record is from RefSeq and is a predicted model, not a curated record.
AUGGGCCUGGAGGAGUGUGAAUACUGCUCAAUUCAUGGGACUGUGAAGGAGCUGCCACACCUCCAGGAGGGACCAGCAGCCGGGCUGACACACUUGCCAGGGGCACAAGAAACCACUUGUGAUAAGCAGGGGAACACUACUUGUGAGCGUGCAGUGAGUGAAGAUGUGGACAAUGGAAUCAGCAGCAGUGAUGGCAGUGUGAGGGAGCCCCUGGGUCCCCAGGGCACAUCAGCAAGCGGCCAUGGACACAGAAGCAUCCUCAGAAGAUUGCCGGGCAAGGGCUUCAACUGCCAUCCCGUGCACAUCUUGGUGCUGAUCCUGCUCCUGUCGCUGCUGCUGGCGUUGGCGGUGGCCUUGGCUGUGCAGUCAGCACCACAGGUUCCAGUUCCACCUGCGACUCCGCUCUUGGUUCUGGGCUGUCCCCAUGGCUGGGUUGGGUACAAUGGAUUCUGCUACUACUUCUCAAGGGAUCAGGGCACCUGGGAUCAGGGUCAGGAGCGGUGCUCCGAGUUCGGGGCCUCCCUGGCCAUUCUGAAGGAUGAGGAAAUGGAUUUGUUCUUCCGCCUCCGCGGGAACGUCGAUUACUGGCUCGGGCUGCGCAGACGGGGCGAGCACCUGCAGUGGGAGGACGGCAGCAGCUUCAGCUCCUCGGUUCCUGUCCUUGGCAAUUCCGAGUGUGUGUGCCUGGCUGACCAUAAAUUCAGGAGUGUGCCCUGCUCCAAUCCGCAGCCGUAUCUGUGCAGCAAGGCCCGAGCUCCCCUGUAACAGGGGCUGGAGAAAGGAGCUUCUCCACGCUGGGCAGUCCCAGCUUCACCUGUGAGCCCGGCACAGGGCUGUCCUUUCUCAGCUGCACCCUGUGCCUUGCACUUGCUCUCAGGGUCACCUCAGUGCCUGUUCAUCCCCAGUGCCAGCGCUGGGCUGGCUGUUCAAAGGAAAAGUCUCUGCAAUCCAUGCUGCCAGCCAUGCUAGCCGGAGUGAGGGGAUUGCCCUCAUUGCACAGCAAGCUGGAAUGGGAAAUCCAAAUGGCCCUGGGCUCUUGGAAAUCAUCACUGAGUGGCCUGAAGGUGAGACUUUUGGACUGUCGUGGGAUGAAGAA